UCAAUUCUUCAAAAUAGAGUAAGAGCUAACUAUAACAAUUCAAUUUACUGAACUGUUAGUUUAAUUCUAGGAAAGCUACUAUUUUCAUCUCAACAGAACUUGAAGACUCGCAUAAGAAUGUAUUGUGGAGAUUAUCUGACACAAGGAACCAUUUUUCCUGCUCCAAAUUUUAACCCUGUUAUGGAUGCCCAGUUGCUAGGAGGAGCCCUACAGGGAAUCAGUUGUGAAAAAGAUGUGUUGAUUGAUAUCCUCACACAGCGCUGCAAUUCACAGCGGCUUAUGAUUGCUGAGGCGUACAGAGACAUGUACGGCAGGGAUCUGAUAACGGACCUAAAGGAGAAUCUCUCUCAUCACCUGAAAGAAGUCAUGGUUGGCUUGAUGUAUCCACCUGCCUCCUAUGAUGCCCACGAGCUCUGGCAUGCCUUGAAGGGAGUAGACACAGAAGAAAAAUGCCUAAUUGAUAUACUAGCCUCAAGAACAAAUAUGGAGAUCUUCCAGAUGAAAGAAGCCUACUUAAUGCAAUAUAAUAAUGAUCUUCAACAAGAUAUCGAUUCUGAGACUUCAGGCCACUUCAGAGAUACACUCAUGAACCUUGCUCAGGGAACAAGGAUGGAAGGUUAUGCAGAUCCUUCUACAGCUGCUCAGGAUGCAAUGAUUCUAUGGGAAGCAUGUCAGCGAAAAACAGGCGAACAUAAAAACAUGCUGCAAAUGAUUCUCUGCAACAAGAGCUACCAGCAGUUGUGGAUGGUUUUCCAGGAGUUCCAAAGUAUCUCCGGGCAAGACAUCGUAGAUGCCAUUAAUGAAUGUUAUGAUGGAUACUUUCAAGAAUUACUGGUUGCAAUAGUUCUCUGUGUUCGUGACAAGCCUGCCUACUUUGCUUACAGGCUUCAUAAUGCAAUCCAUGAUUUUGGGUUUCACAAUAAAACAGUUAUAAGGAUUCUUAUUGCCAGGAGUGAGAUUGACCUGAUGACCAUACGACAGCGAUACAAAGAGAGAUACGGGAAAUCACUCUUUCAUGACAUUAAACAUUUUGCUUCAGGGCAUUAUGAGAGUGCUUUACUUGCCAUAUGUGCUGGUGAUGCUGAAGAUUACUAAAGAAGAUGAACUUUGAAGACUGUAUAAAUCUAUUCUAAAUAGAAACUGAAGCUAUUCAUA
Pezoporus flaviventris is the source of this 1155-nucleotide messenger RNA. It is a transcript of the gene ANXA10, whose product is annotated as annexin A10. The record is from RefSeq and is a predicted model, not a curated record. Gene Ontology annotation, cellular component: cytoplasm. Lineage: Eukaryota; Metazoa; Chordata; Aves; Psittaciformes; Psittacidae. Gene Ontology annotation, molecular function: calcium-dependent phospholipid binding; calcium ion binding. The transcript has 12 exons. The coding region runs from base 118 to 1095 and encodes 325 amino acids.